Messenger RNA from Notechis scutatus (mainland tiger snake), 888 nucleotides. NCBI's taxonomy places the organism in Eukaryota, Metazoa, Chordata, Lepidosauria, Squamata, Elapidae. The record is from RefSeq and is a predicted model, not a curated record.
GAUCUAACCACCUCCUCCUUCCUCGCCCAUCUUCCCUGUGGUCAGAACAGCCCGGAGUACGUGGCCGCCGUGUCCAGGUGCCACCAGCGCUCGGCCGAGAGCAUCGUCUUCGGGGCCAUCCAGAACGGGGGUCUCUACAUCAAGCUGGGCCAAGGCCUGUGUGCCUUCAACCACCUCCUGCCCAAGGAGUACAUCAACACGCUGCGCUCCUUGGAGGACCAGGCGCUCAGGCGGGGUUACUCAGAGGUGGACGAUCUCUUCCUGGAGGACUUCGGCGCCAGGGCAGACCAGCUCUUCCUGGAGUUCGACUACCAGCCCAUUGCGGCGGCCAGUUUGGCCCAGGUGCACCGGGCUUGGCUUCAUGAUGGCACCCCAGUGGCCGUAAAGGUGCAGUACAUCGACCUGAGGGACCGAUUUGACGGGGACAUCCGCACCCUGGAGUUCCUGCUGUGGAUCGUGGAGCAGAUGCACCCCAGUUUUGGCUUCAGCUGGGUCUUACAGGACCUGAAGGGGACCCUGGCCCAAGAACUGGACUUUGAGAUCGAAGGCCACAACGGGGAGCGUUGCGCCCAGGAGCUGAAGCACUUUCGAUUCGUGGUGGUUCCUCGUGUGCACUGGGAGAAAAGCAGCAAGCGGGUCCUGACCGCCGACUUCUACGAGGCCUGCAAAAUCAACGACCUGGAGGGGCUGCGGAGGCAAGGCCUGAGCCCCAAGGACCCAGCAGAGAAACUGAUCAAGAUGUUUGCCGAGCAGAUCUUCUUCACCGGAUUCAUCCACGCGGAUCCCCACCCGGGAAACGUGCUGGUGCAGAAGGGCCCGGAUGGCAAAGCCCAGCUGGUCUUGCUGGAUCACGGCCUCUACGAGGUCCUUCACGAGAAGUAAGGAUCC